AUCAGGCGGUUGUCAGCAUCGCGCCUGUUCACGAUGGCGGUCCUCGUAAUUGUUAUCAUAAUCGCUAUCGCCUUUGUUAUAAGGUUCUAUGAGAAAAGUACAAAUGCCAUAUGCCAAUCUCAGAAGAAGCUCGACGGGAGAGUUGCUAUAGUGACUGGAGGAACAUGCGGGAUGGGACUGGAAAUCGCCAAAGAAUUUGCGCGUCGUGGAGCUAAGGUUAUAAUCGCUUGUCCUUUUAACGAAGAAGGAAUUAACGCGAGGAAGGAAAUCAUUGAACUAACUGGAAAUAACGAUAUUGUCUUCAAACUUAUGGACCUAUCAUCUAUAGAUUCAGUUAAAAAAUUCGCUGCAGGCAUUUUAAAAUCUGAAGAUAGACUUGACAUCUUGGUCAACAACGCUGGUGUUGGUGUCCCCAACGACUUCACUACUGCUGACGGAAUGAGUUUCAUCAUGCAAGUAAAUUAUUUUGGACAUUUUCUACUAUCUCUUCUGCUACUUCCGUUGCUGAUGAAGACAGGAAAAUCAUCAGAUCCAGCGAGGAUAGUAAACACUUCAUCAGUCAUGCAUCAUUUUGGUAUGGUCGACAUGGAUACAUUGAAUAAAACCGACUAUUGGAUAAAAAGUCUAAUUUAUUCCAAAAGCAAGAUAUGCUUAGUGUUAUUUGCUCAUGAGUUCACGAAAAGACUGAAAGGAUACAAUGUGGUUAUAAAUAGUGUUGACCCUGGAGCUGUCGGAACUGGAAUUUUCAACAGUGCUGGUAAAUUACGUGGUAUGUUACUAAAGUUUUUGUGCCUCUAUUUGUACAAGACUCCUUACGAAGGUGCUCAGACUGCGAUUCACGUGGCGUUAGACCAGGAAGCGGGAUCAGUUAGUGGACAUUUUUUCAAGAACUGUAAAAAGACUCGAGCUGUUUUUUGGGCAUACAAUAACAAGGUCGCGAGACAACUUUUCGAGGAAUCUGUGAGACUUGUAAAGUUAAAUCAGGAAGAUGUUGAUAAUUGUUUCAAAUCUUUGUGAAGUGUAUUGCGUAGGAAGUAUAAAAAUGGUGUUUGUGAUAAUUAAUAACCGUUAUAUUUAUUCUAUAGUUUGCGUCAUUUAUCUGAUUCAUUGGCCCGACUUUCAUACCGAAGGCACAAUUCGACAGCGACCAAUGAUCGAUUCCUAUGAAUCUGUCUCAAUUUUGUCGUCGCUUAAUAUAAUCAAAGCCAACGACAGAAAUAAUGCGAAAUUGAGGUUAAUCACUCUGUGAAUGUAUGUGUUGUUUAUAUCACAUUGUUGUUGUUAUUAUAUCAUAAUAAAUUAUAAUUAUUUAUUAUUAAUUUAUUGUCAUUUUAAUGAUCUGUUUGUGCAUAAAUGGAAAAUUUUCAAAUAUUAUGGUAUGAUUUACGUUACAAUAACAUACUAAUUCAUAUUAAAACUAAUAUUUAA
Molecule: messenger RNA, 1428 nt
Organism: Hyposmocoma kahamanoa
Lineage: Eukaryota; Metazoa; Arthropoda; Insecta; Lepidoptera; Cosmopterigidae
Product: retinol dehydrogenase 11-like
Exons: 1
Coding region: 34-1017 (327 amino acids)
Source: RefSeq, a predicted model, not a curated record